UGUUCGAAAGAAAUUCGAACAGUUCGCGUUGACGACUCACCGAUGCUGCCACCUGCAAUCAAUUGCUCUGUUUGUGGGAUUGCUGUGAACUAUUUAAAUUACUAUGGCAAAAGACUGUUUUCAAUUCAAAAGUGGUCAGUGAAAACUGUUACCAUAUGUGUUUUAAAUGAUUGCAAUAUGCAUUGCCAUUCCUUUACAUCUAUUUCAUAUACAAUAUAAUCGAAAUGAAAAGAAAAGUUUAUAUUAAUAUUAGGAACCAUCAUAAAUCGCUAUUUAUGCAAAAUUUUAUUCCACUAGUUCGUAGAGAACUUGUCAAACUAUAGUGUAAAAUACAUUUUUAAUACAGCCAACUCAAUUUUCUUUCAUAAUUUUUGUUUCGAUAAUUUAUAUUCAUUACGAAUGCAUCAUUUUGUUCAGCAUAAAAAUGGUCACCUUACGCAACUAUCCUAUAUGUUUUGACAUAAUUAGCAUUGGAGAAGAUUACCCUUUCGUUUGAUACUUACUUUUAUUAUUUGUGUCACCAAAAUCAUACAAAACUGCACGAUACAAAAGUAUCGAUUUUCAUAUAUGUUUUCCUCACAAAUACCAAACGUCAAAACUCAAUGUCGUCGAAUGGCAAAAUAAGCAAAAUAAACCUAAAAGACAGUUGUGCCGGGUGCUGAAAUUUAACUUUAUUUGAAUUGUUCUUCGGUGUGAAUAGAAAAUAAGUGAGAAAAUAAUUUAGCCAAAUGGAUUCCGCCUUAUUGUCGGUAUUGGCAGUGUAUGAAGAAAUCGGAAUACUUCGUUAUAAUCGACGGAAUCUGCGCACAUCCGGUAAUUUAAUGGAGCUUUCAGACGAUGCAUUCAUUAAAAGCUUUCGUUUGAAUAAAGAGGCAUUCCGAUACGUUUUGGGGGAAAUUGAAAACGAUUUUUCCAACACAAAGAAAAGUGGCAUUCAUGUUAAGGAAAAGCUGGCGGCGUGUUUGAGAUUUUUCGCUGAGGGAAACUACCAGCUUGGAGCGGGAGAAGAUUUCCAUAUUGCGAUGGCACAGUCCACUUUUUCUAAGGUGUUAUCUGAAAUGCUGAACAUACUGGAGCGAAGAUUAUGUUCUAAGUGGAUAUCAUUGGAAAUGUCGGAAAAUGAACAGCGACGUGCCAAGCUUUAUUUCUAUGAGAAAUCUGGAAUUCCAGGAAUAAUCAUGUGUGUUGAUGGAACACAUAUAAAAAUAAUCCCCCCUAAUCAGAAUCGAAAUUUAUUUUAUAAUCGAAAGGGGUUCUACAGUCUGAACGUUCUCAUUGUUUGUGACGAUCAGCAGAGGAUCCGUUUCGUUGAUCCUAGCUUUCACGGAUCUAAUCACGAUGCCCAUAUAUGGCGAAUAAGCCCUGUACGAACGUAUUUCGAGCAGAUGCAUCGAAACGGCGGAACACAAACUAAAAUACUGGGUGAUGCAGGCUACCCAUCGGAAUCAUGGCUGGUAACGCCAUUCAGAGCUCCGGAAGAAGGCAGUUUGGAAAGCGAUUUCAACCAGAGGCAUGCUUUAGGUCGAGGCAUAGUCGAACGAACAAUCGGUGUUCUUAAAAAUCGUUUUAGAUGUUUACUUGGAGCGCGACAACUACAUUAUACUCCUACAAAAUGUGCUCAAAUUGUGAAUGUGUGCUGUGCACUUCAUAAUAUAUGUUUGGAAUACGGAUGCUCUCAGUAGGGGGCAUAUUUUGAUGAGUCAUAUCAAUAAAUUUUUAUUCUCUCCAAUACUAGCAACUAUCAUCUAUUUUUACUUUUUGUAUGCGAUAAAUAAAAUAAUACGAUUUGGUGAUCUAAUGUCUAAAUCUUGUGUUUAUUUUUAUAAUGCAAUAUUUGAAUGUUCGGAAAAAUGUUCUAUUUGCAU
Toxorhynchites rutilus septentrionalis is the source of this 1865-nucleotide messenger RNA. Its product is annotated as putative nuclease HARBI1. The transcript has 4 exons. Bases 729 to 1682 code for a protein of 317 amino acids. The record is from RefSeq and is a predicted model, not a curated record. Lineage: Eukaryota; Metazoa; Arthropoda; Insecta; Diptera; Culicidae.